UUGGCGUUUUCUGGUGCCAGUCCAGAGAUGCAUUGUUUCCCGCAGCAUGGCUCCGUGGACCAGAACGUGGUGGAGAGCCAGGAGAUGCUCCAGGACCACACCAGCUCCUCCUAUACCAAGGGUCACCUCAACCCCAGCCUGCACCACUAGGCCCCAGAGGACCACCGGGCCACCUUCACCCUCAGCAACGUGGUCCCUCAGCAGGCAGCCUCAAACUCCGGCCCCUGGGCUCAGCUGGAGGUUGAGAUGAGGGCCCGGAUGGGUGACUACUGCAUGGGGCCAGCGUAUGUGGUGACAGGGCCACUGCCAUACCUCUCUGAGCACUGGAUGGCCAACCGGGUGGCGGUGCCAGAGUACACGUGGUCUGCCUACUGCUGCCCCUCCUACAACUCUAGUCUCCCCGCCUGAGACCCUACUUCCCAUCAUAUUCCACUGUGGGUCGGAAUGGCCCCCAGAGUGGAGGGGAGAUUGUGCCGGUGGACCCCCAGGUGAAGGCCUCUGUUCGGGGGUAUGAUGUGAGGCAGAUGCCCCUGGACACCGUGGAGACUAUUCUACAGCAGAGACUGGGCAUCCACAUCAGCCUGUUUCACACCCAAUGUCGGUGA
Molecule: messenger RNA, 605 nt
Organism: Coregonus sp. 'balchen'
Lineage: Eukaryota; Metazoa; Chordata; Actinopteri; Salmoniformes; Salmonidae
Source: the annotation of a GenBank genome assembly